ACCUGCGCAGGAAUCGGUGCGACGGUGGGAGGAAGGAUAAGGAGGAUCGAGGCACACAGAGUGCUAUUGUUUCAGCCUGUGUGAAGUUUGGGUUGUUUGUAUAAUGCAACGGUUGUGUAAGUCUGGACCCACUUUCUGAUCCUCUUAAUAUCAGCCAGAAUCCUCCAUCAUGGGACCGGUUAUGCUGCGAGUCCUGCAGCUGCCAGAGGGCCCCACACACACACACACACACACACACACACACACACACACACACUGACUGUCCGACUCCCUGGGUUCCACUGACUUAGACUGAGAAGUUACAGAAGGAGCUGUGCCAAAUCAUGGAGCAUUAAACAGUGGCAGAGGAAGACUCUGCGAUUAUAUAAAGUGUGAAAUGGGUCACGGGGCCAGAGGUCAGUGUGUCGCCGUGCAAACAAACAAAUACAAGACUUCUCCCAUAAACUCUCAUCAUAAGAAGAAUGAAAGGAGCUUAUGGAGAAAACGGGAGCUGCAUCAUAAGACCAGCGAUGAAACACCACUGCAAGACGGUCAUGCUUAAAUUCCUCCUCCUCCUCCUCCUCUCGCUGCUGACAAUCGGCGGUUAUUCUCUGUUUUUCUCACUGCUUUUCGGCCGUUUGAUAAAUGUCAGCGGAGUGAUGCCUGAUAGUUCGCUACCGUGUGAUCACAAAUGAUGGAGGUGUCUGUGCAGGAACGCGCUGCUCUCCACCUGCAGCAACUCCUCGUUCCUUCCACAGUAUUUAGAGAAUUUACAUAUCAGUUCAUCUUUGCUCUUCCCUCUUCUGCGUCAGUGCCAAAGUAGAAAAUGGUCUUGACAGUGCACUCAGAUGUACAAAUUCAUGGGUUCAUAAAUAAUUGUAUGGCAAAUUAAACUGGGACUUUAUGUUAUUAGUUCAGGUACGUCCCACGCCUCUUUGACUAAAUAAAUGCCCCUUUUCCUAUUUAAGCAGUGCAAAACUAUUUUUAAAAUAUUUUUCACACUGAUAUUAAAUAUUGUGAAAUGGGGAAAUUAUUCUGCUUUAAUGCUCAGUAAGAUAAAUACCAGGACAACACAAGCCACAGCUCCAAUGUGAAGUUCCUCCUCCUCUCAUACAGUCAUUUGGAUCGCAUUGAUUUCGAAUAACAGCGCUUAACUGCUCUUUAACAGACGCGUAAGAGGAAUCGGAGAAGGCGACGACAAACCACUCCACUGACUCUCUGGGUGUGAAUGAACAAACGGUUCCACGGGCGAACGCGCACAGACCCACUGACACACUCGGAGGCUUCCCCAGAGCGGGGAUUGGAGGAGAGAGAGAGCGAGAGAGAGAGAGAGAGAGAGAGCGUCUACAGCUGCUGCUGAUGCUCCAGCGGUUCCGUCAGAGUGGGAUGUAGAGCGAUGCGUGAUGUCUCGGCCACUCUAGAGCAUUAGAUCUUCGCCUCUCUCACGCAGCCUCCUUGACUGACGACCUGCAUGGAUUCCAGGCUGCUGGGCGGAAAGGGGCUCCCCACGUCGGACCCAAGCGCCCGCGCGCCGUGGAACCUCAGCUCCAUCAACCCGCACCGCUUAAUGGAGCUGUCUCCGGUCGCUACACCUGGCUCUGCGAGUCCCAACCGCCCGUUUCCCACCGUCGACGUCCCCGACCACGCCCACUACAUCAUCGGCGUGGUCAUCAUGGCCGUGGGCAUCACGGGCAUGCUGGGAAACUUCCUGGUCAUAUACGCCUUCUGCAGGAGCAGAGGCCUGCGCACGCCGUCCAACGUCUUCAUCAUUAACCUUGCGGUGGCCGACUUCCUCAUGUGUCUCACGCAGACCCCCGUCUUCUUCAUCACCAGCAUGCAUAAGCGCUGGAUCUUCGGAAACAAAGGCUGCGAGGUGUACGCCUUCUGUGGAGCCCUCUUUGGGAUCUGCAGCAUGAUGACCCUGAUGGUGAUCGCGGUGGACCGGUACAUGGUGAUCACCCGGCCGCUGGCCUCCCUGGGUGUGAUGUCCAGCAGGAAGGCCCUGAACAUCCUGGCCGUGGUGUGGCUCUACUCCAUGGGCUGGAGUCUGCCCCCGUUCUUCGGCUGGAGCGCCUACGUGCCCGAGGGCCUGAUGACCUCCUGCUCCUGGGACUACAUGACCUUCACCCCCUCCGUGCGCUCCUACACCAUGCUGCUCUUCACCUUCGUCUUCUUCAUCCCCCUGGCCAUCAUCGUCUUCUGCUACUGCCGCAUCUUCAGGGCCAUCCGGCACACGACCCGAGCGAUAGCGAGGAUGAACUGCGAGGGGGGCAAGGACUCGGCCAAGAGGUUCCAUAAGAUGAAGAGCGAGUGGAAGAUGGCCAAGAUCGCGCUGGUCGUCAUCCUGCUCUUCGUCGUCUCCUGGGCCCCGUACUCGUGUGCGGCCCUCACCGCGUUCGCUGGAUACGCUGACCUGUUGACUCCUUACAUGAACUCUGUUCCCGCUGUGAUCGCCAAAGCAUCUGCCAUCCACAACCCCAUCGUCUACGCUAUAACGCACCCAAAGUACAGGUCGGCCCUCGGCAGGUACGUUCCCUACCUGGGCGUCCUGCUGUGCGUGCCCGGCAGGGACCGCUUCAGCAGCAGCAGCUUCCAGUCCACGCGCCGCUCCACCCUCAGCCAGUCAGAGAGCAGAGGGCCCGGCAAGCUCCGCCCCUCGUCCCAGUCUGAGAGCGAAUCAGCCCACUUCUCAGACACGGAGGAGGACUGCUCCACCCGCACGCCCGUUGGCCGCCAGUCGUCCGGCGAUGGCAAACAGGUGCGCCGCGUCAGCCAGAGGUCAAAAGUCAAGGGUCACAACGCAGGAGGAGCUGAGUCCACUGACCCGGUCAGGGGUCACCUCUCUCAGAUGCCUGACUCGAGGCCGAGGACUGCGUCUCAGAGAUCCUCGUCGGUCAUCAUCACCUCCGUGUCCGGCCCGUCUGUGCUGCCCGGUCCCCCGGACGACCCAGAAGUGAACCAGAUGGAGCUUCUGGACAUCGGCAGACUGAAGACGACAGCGUGAACGGCUGGAGAAGCUGCCGUGGGCGAUGGUAACGCAAAGCAAGCGCAUAGUUGGAUUCAGAGGAUGUUUUUUGCAUACGUUAUGUAAGUAUGUUUGGAAAUGAUUUCCCUCAGAGCAGGAGGCAAUUAAUAAUUGCCUUAAACACAAUGUGACAAGUUAUGUUUGGUUCAGCUUUUACUAUUUAGUCUUGGUUCAGACUUUCUACCAUAGUUUUUACCUACAUAACAAUUUAUUUCCUGAUUUCUUUUGGUUUCAAAGUAAUAUAUGUAUAAAAUAUAUAAUCUUGCCGAAAAGUACAUCCUCCUAGAAGUUUAACAAAACUGUUUUUAUUCAUGUCAUGUUGGUGUUUUUUUUAUUCUGUAUUGAUGAACGUACAAAUAUUUCUUACAAAUAUUCACAAUAAUGUCCAUUACAAUAUAAGUUUUUGUGGUUGUGCUUUGAUCACAGAGUCAAAACACAACAACUUUAUUUGUAUGUCUUGAAAACGACGAAGGCCGUUUGCUGCCUGAACCACACGACUUUGCAUCCUCUCAACAAAACCUGCUGCUUUCAACACAAUAGCACUAAUAACAGGUUUCCAUGGGGACAUACUGUACAAAUCCAGAGACGUCUUCUCACUCUGUUUGAGCCAUGGUUUAAACCCUUAAAGUCUCUUUGCUGCGUGAGUGCUGCAUCAGAAUUCCCUUAGUCUCCAUCCUAUGUAUUUUGUACUGUUCUUGGUCAUUUGUGAAUAUACUGCUAAUACAGGACAGUGCUUAACAAGCUCUGCUUCGGACUAGGAAGUGGAAGCGCCACAGAUUCAAAUGAGGAUUAACACUCUACUUUAAGCAGAUUGAAUAUGCAGAUUUAAGCCACAUUAAGCUUGUUACAGUACUACUUUCUGUAACUACGGCUGAAACCUGCUUUGUGGAGCUGUAAACAGCGUUGCUUAGCUCAGCUAAAGACUCGCGAACCCCCUUGUUCUGUUUUGCUGAGGUUUGUGUAAAAGACAACACAAAUGAAACAAGUCAUCAAGCGCAUCCCGUUGUGAGAAGUGAGCCACACGCUGGUGUGACAAACUGCACACAUGCAACAGGUCAGAGGAAAAUGCUGCCACUUUGUUCCCCCCUCUGGCUUUCUCAAUGAUUUUUCCAUUGCUGCUGUCACGAAGUGUCCAGCAGAUCGGCCCGUUCCUCCUGGACUUGAUGAGUGUUUGAUUGGAAGCUUGAGCUUGUGACAAACUGGAAACUGGACUCUGACGUCGCUCUUGAUGCCAAAUAGCUUCACUCUUUCUGCCAAAACAGACCUACACAAACGCUUCACGGACUUUCCAAAGCUCCACAUCUGUGCAUUCGUUGUGAGAUAGUUUCACUUUGUACUGAUGCUGCUCCAGUUGUUGUGACUGGUAAAUGAAUCAGUGAGGGAUCAGUACGUAGAUGCUGGACUGAGGCGCUCUGACUGCAGCUAGAGGGAGGCCAGAGAUGCUAGUCUUCAGAGAGUUUGGGGUUAGAGUUGUUAUAGUUGUGUGUGUGAAGUGACUGUUGAAUGUUUCUGAACGUGAACAUUAGGUAAUAGGUAAUACACAUUUUUACAGGUGCUAAACAUACGCACAACCUGGUGACAGGCUGUUUUCGUUGUGGUGCGUCACGCUUUGGCCCCGAUAGUCUGUACAAGGCUGGGUGAAAAUGAUAAGGUGAACUUAUCUCUCUGUAAAAGCUGAGGGUUUAAUGAGAGCUCCAUUCAAAAGGCCCCGGACGUAAACGUGGUGGAGGAAUAACUGUACACUGUGGAAUAUACGUUGAUGGAUGAAUGACUGUUCAAAUUUCAUUUUGACCAACUCUGAGCUUCUUCUUUUAAUGAAGAAGAAGGAGAAGCAUUCACAGGCUUUAGGAAUUACCUCAGGAAACUCUAUUGUAGCAUGAGCUGGAACUAUACGUAAGGUCUGGAAUGAACGCUGGGAUUCCAUCAGUGAAUGUGUGACGGGGCUCUAAUGUUCAUGACAAGAUAAAACCAACUGUGGUAUGUACAUAAAUUUAAGUUCUCCUUUUCAUGUGAUGUUUCACAGUAUUUCUGUGUGUGCACAAUGCUUUGUCUAAAUUAUAAUUAUGAUUUCUAUGAAUAAAAACAGAUCAAUUGUGACUGAA
This is a messenger RNA of Betta splendens (Siamese fighting fish), 5106 nucleotides long. RefSeq names its product melanopsin-A-like. The transcript has 10 exons. Bases 1451 to 2983 code for a protein of 510 amino acids. The record is from RefSeq and is a predicted model, not a curated record. Gene Ontology annotation, cellular component: membrane. Gene Ontology annotation, biological process: G protein-coupled receptor signaling pathway; visual perception. NCBI's taxonomy places the organism in Eukaryota, Metazoa, Chordata, Actinopteri, Anabantiformes, Osphronemidae. Gene Ontology annotation, molecular function: G protein-coupled receptor activity.